This is a messenger RNA of Nannospalax galili (Upper Galilee mountains blind mole rat), 2037 nucleotides long. It is a transcript of the gene Dhrs7b, whose product is annotated as dehydrogenase/reductase 7B. The transcript has 7 exons. Bases 120 to 1094 code for a protein of 324 amino acids. Lineage: Eukaryota; Metazoa; Chordata; Mammalia; Rodentia; Spalacidae. Gene Ontology annotation, cellular component: membrane. The record is from RefSeq and is a predicted model, not a curated record. Gene Ontology annotation, molecular function: oxidoreductase activity.
AUUUUUUCCUGAAAGUGAACGGAACCCAUAUCAUUACCUUCCGAAUUUCCCCUCCGGAAGAUAAAAGGGGAGGGCUGUGUUUGCAUCAUUUCCGAGCGGGAGGAUGAAGUUGAUUGCCUAUGGUUUCCCCGGCCAGGAAGAGUUUGCUGAAGAGAAGGGUCAUGGACUUGGUCACCCAGACGGCCAUCCUACCCCUGCUGUUUGGCUGCCUGGGCAUCUUUGGCCUCUUCCGGCUACUACAGAGGAUUCGCACAAAGGCCUACGUGAGGAAUGCUGUGGUGGUGAUCACUGGUGCCACCUCAGGGCUUGGCAGAGAAUGUGCUAGAGUUUUCCAUGCUGCAGGUGCUAAGCUGGUGCUUUGUGGCCGAAAUGUGAAAGCCCUUGAUGAGCUCACCAAAGAACUUGCUGUUUCUUAUGCCUCCCAGGGACAGGCACACAAACCCUUCACGGUGAUCUUCGACCUCACAGACCCUGGGGCCAUUGCUGCUGCAGCAGCUGAGAUCCUACAGUGCUUUGGCUACGUGGACAUCCUCAUCAAUAAUGCUGGGGUCAGCUACCGUGGCGCCAUCAGCGAUACCACAGUGGAUGUGGACAAGAGGGUGAUGGAGAUAAACUACUUUGGCCCAGUUGCUUUAACAAAAGCUCUCCUACCCUCCAUGGUCAAGAGGAGGCAAGGCCACAUUGUUGCCAUCAGCAGCAUCCAGGGAAAAAUCAGCAUUCCUUUUCGGUCAGCAUAUGCAGCCUCCAAGCAUGCAACCCAGGCAUUCUUUGACUGUUUGCGUGCCGAGAUGGAGCAGGAUAGGAUCAAGGUGACUGUGAUCAGUCCUGGCUAUAUCUAUACCAACCUCUCUGUAAAUGCUGUCACUGCUGAUGGCUCCAGAUAUGGAGCUAUGGACAAGAACACAGCCCAGGGCCGAAGCCCUGUUGAAGUGGCCCAGGAUGUCCUUGCUGCUGUGGGGAACAAGAAGAAAGAUGUGAUCCUGGCUGACUUCCUGCCAUCCAUGGCCACUUACCUCCGAAUUCUGGCUCCUGGGCUCUUCUUCAGAGUCAUGGCCUCUAAGGCCAGAAAGGAGCGAAAAUCUAAGAACUCCUGAUGUGAGUCAGAGUUGGUAGCUCCAGUCAGCCUUAUCAGGCCAGGAUUGCUCUACAAGGGACCUUGCAUUAGCUGAGACCUGGUGGAGGCCUGUCUUUGCCUCACAGGUGGGAAGGAACUUCUGCUGUAGAGAACUGGGACCAAAUUAGCAGCAGGCUGUCCACAGGGGUGACGGUAAGCCAUUAAGGAAUAUGGAGCUGGUCUGGAACUCAGAAACAUGGAAUAAAUGUCUGGAACAGCAUGCAUCAAGACUCCUCACUAGAACACAUCCUUUGAACCCUAGACCUGCUGGCUUCUAGAAGUAGUAUUAAGUUUUGACAUGAGAUGUCAUAAUAGCACUGGCCCCAAAUCAGUUCUUAUGUUUGACUUAUCCCAGACCACUGACCUAGUUCUUAGGGAAGAGAGAAUACCUCUAAUCCUGAGGGAGAAGGCUGUCAUCUUAGGAUAGUUCCAGGGCCCUGCAGCAGCUCACUAUAUAGGGAAGAUGGGCAGGUAUGUGAUAGGUUAGUUGGCACAUCCAACGUAAUGCCACUUUAGCACCAGGAAAAAAUCUCCCCAUGGUUCUGUUGACUUUCAUCAUACUUCUGUAGGGUACCAGGUACCAUUCCAAGGAGAUGAAUCUGUUAAAGAACAGCCAAAAAGGAGAGGUCCUCCUUGGCUCUGAGUGUGCCCUCAUAUACUGACUGGCCAUGGGGCCGCUCCUUGUGUCCUGAUGGGAGGAGUUCCUUGGCGGGGUGAGGGGAUGGACACAACUAGUUAAGGUGAAGCUAGAAAGAACAUUUCAUCUUUGACUUAUUAAGAAGCCAUGAAAGGUUUGUUGAGUGGGUCAAUUUUAUUUCUCAAGUUUAGAAAUAACUUUUCCUGUUAUUGAAACCGAAAGCUGAAGCCAUAGGAGGUCCGCUGAAGAUUUCCCCAAAUUGGAAUAAAAAACCCUUAUAAAUAAA